Caenorhabditis angaria is the source of this 328-nucleotide messenger RNA. The record is from the annotation of a GenBank genome assembly. NCBI's taxonomy places the organism in Eukaryota, Metazoa, Nematoda, Chromadorea, Rhabditida, Rhabditidae.
AUGAGCGAAAAUCAGGAAAUUCAUCGAAAUCUCGAAAAAAGAAGCCAAGUUAUUUUUGAAAGUUAUCGAUACCCAAAAAAUCGAUAUGGAUUCAAGUGUAUGGCUGGAAAAGAAGGAUUUCGAGGAUUACCUGAUGGUUAGAUUUUUCAUCUACAAAAUUAAUUUCAAAAAAUAAUUCAAUUAUUUUUCAGACGUGAAAUCAUUCAACGUGUCACGUGGAAUGCAUUUCGAUUUUAUGAUUGUUCGAAUUUUUGAAUUGAUGUUGGAAUUAUGGCUAGAAAUUCAGCGGGAUCAGGAAGAAAAGAAAAAGCGAACUCGAUAUCAAUGA